Cryptococcus wingfieldii CBS 7118 is the source of this 1224-nucleotide messenger RNA. RefSeq lists its product as hypothetical. Lineage: Eukaryota; Fungi; Basidiomycota; Tremellomycetes; Tremellales; Cryptococcaceae. Bases 1 to 1224 code for a protein of 407 amino acids. The transcript has 3 exons. The record is from RefSeq and is a predicted model, not a curated record.
AUGCCACCAUCUACCAAACUCGGCCAAAUCGCCACCCUCCUCACUUCCCUACUCCAAGACUAUUUUCUCUCGAUGGGCCAAAAGUCGUCCUCCCAGCAGCCUUACCCCUCUGACCAAAGGCCGGAGCAGGGGUAUAAUCCCGCCACCGGUGCGCUUGACCGACCCGGAGUGCAUCAGGCGUCAACUGUUUUGAGGCCGCGAAGCCCCACUACUGUCGCCACUGACCAGUACCCUCCUCCUCCUCCUCCUGCUCCGGGCGCUGUUGGUGGAAAGGCUUCUACAGCGCAUAGCGGUAUUGUACCGUCUACGCAACAUGCCACCAACAACCCAAACACCUCCCCAACCCAAACCUUGGCCCCCACCCAAGCGACCCAACAACACCACCCCUUCGCCCCCUCCACAUUCGACAAAUCCCCUCUCCGCGACGCUAUCCGCACGAUCGACAGCCACCCCUCCCCGGAACCCAUCGCCCUCGAGUCCGUGCACCUCUUGGAAGAAGGUGUGGCGAUGGUACGAGAGGGCGAUCCUGGGUUUGUGUUUAUGGAUGAUGUGGUGGAUGUGAAGAGGGCGGUGGAUGGGAUGGUGGUGAAGGCUGGGACGUUGGGGGAGGGGGUGUCUAGGAGGGUUGCUUUUGCUUGGAUUGCGACGGUAUCAUUCGACACUGCGCACAUCCUCUGCCGCUGCUACAACCUCCAACACAACCCCAACCCGCAGUCCCCCGAAUUCGAAAACUUUGCGCCAAAAGGGAUUCCGAAACUCAAGCUUGGUCUUGCGACGUUUGCGAGGUCGGGUGUUUAUAUCGACGAACUUGUGCAAGCCGAAAGGUCUGGUGGAGGGAUGGGGGGGAUGGGGGGGAUGGGGAAGGGGCAGAGGACGAGGUGGGCUGUGGAGAGGAAGAUGAAGGCGGAUAAGAAGACUGUCCGGAAUGCUUUUAUGGGCUUUAUCGGAAGCAACAUGAAAGCCGCCGUCCUCGAAGCAUUCACCGACUACAGAGCGGAAUGGAAGGGCCGAAAACAGACGUUGCAGGGUAUGGCGCAGUCGAGCAACGUACAUGCUAGUCCGGGGGCUUAUGACCCGCAUGCGGGGACGCACGCCCAGGCUGGGGCAGCCCCGGCCUAUACGCAGACGCAGACGCCGACCAACCUGGGGCUGGGUGGGAAUGUGAAUGCGAAUGCGAAUGUCGACAGCCCUAUCAGCAACGCCGGUGGGACGAAGCUUGUUUGA